Pyricularia pennisetigena is the source of this 642-nucleotide messenger RNA. RefSeq lists its product as uncharacterized. The transcript has 3 exons. The record is from RefSeq and is a predicted model, not a curated record. Bases 1 to 642 code for a protein of 213 amino acids. NCBI's taxonomy places the organism in Eukaryota, Fungi, Ascomycota, Sordariomycetes, Magnaporthales, Pyriculariaceae.
AUGCGUUGCGGUCGCGACAUCGUCGACAUUUUCAACGGUGCAGUGCUUUUGAUGGCGUCCUCAAGAAUUACGCAGAAAUCACCGUCCCCCGGCCGCGGUGUCGUGUCCACUUACACAUUGUUCGUGCCGUUGAUUCAACUCAACUACAGAGCUCAAGACCGUCCCAGCAGCUUCGGGGGGUUGGAGGGCGGAAUCGGUAGCAACAACAACAACAACAACAACAUUAAUGAUAAUGACAGCAGCGGUGAUCAAGGUGGAUUGACGCUGGGUACAAAAGUAGGGAUCGGCAUCGGGGCGGCCUCUGCGCUUAUAAUUACGGGCCUGCUGCUCUUCUUUAGGCGCCGUGCGCUCCAGAGGCGCAGGGGCCAAAACAGGCCGAUUGAGGAGAUGCUGCCGGACGAGAAGAAGGGGCAUCCCUGGCCAACCGGAGCUGGAGGGGGCCCGAGAUUAAUGAACUGGGUGACACAUCAAAUCCGCAGGAGCUGUCUGCUGUUGGUGAUGGUGGUCCUGCAGGCGCAGCUAUCGGCGGCUGGGGUGCGCGGAAGGAAGGGAUCCGGGGCUGGGCGCGAGGAUGCUCGAGGGAAGCAGUGCGGUCACCUGGCGGCGAUGAGGAUGCUGAACAUGAGGCCGGAUUCGAAUUGA